This is a messenger RNA of Polyodon spathula (Mississippi paddlefish), 2251 nucleotides long. RefSeq names its product protein atonal homolog 1-like. NCBI's taxonomy places the organism in Eukaryota, Metazoa, Chordata, Actinopteri, Acipenseriformes, Polyodontidae. The transcript has a single exon. Gene Ontology annotation, molecular function: protein dimerization activity. The record is from RefSeq and is a predicted model, not a curated record. Bases 623 to 1411 code for a protein of 262 amino acids.
CGUCUUCUAAAGUUAAUCAAGGUAAACUGAAACCUCCUCAACACAGUUUGGUUAGCUUAGUAGCCAAAAGCCCUGUAAUUAAAUGAUUACAAAGACAAACAGACACAUGCGCCACCAAUUGUGUUUCAAACAAAUUAAUAUUUAAUGGGAAACGGGAGUCUUGUUUGAGGGGUUAUUUGCGCAUACGUUCACUCCCUGUGAGGGAUUCGACCUGAAUGCACACGGUUCAAUUACAGGCCGCUGGCUUUGGGACAGUAUUCCAAAACUUUCUUAAAAAAAAAAAAAAAAAUCCCUGGACUUGUAGGGAGCAGUGCUGUGAUUGGCUGAAAGCACGCGACACGAGUACGAAAAAGGAGGAGACAAAGCGAGCAGCGGAAUUUAAAGAGUGCGUUGAGAGGGAGCGAUUGAAGAGAAGAGGCACUGCGGCAGAUAAAGAGAAACAACUGGAAGCGACACCGCUGCCCUGUCAGCUGCUGAAGGGUUUACUGCGCGCAUCUGCUAGAAUAGAUUGAGUGGCCGUAUAACUGCUCAUACAUUGCGGUGUAAAAUAUUAUUUAUUGUUUGACUUUCAUGCUGUUAGUGGCUUUAGAAAUACUUGUCUUUAUAUUGUUUCGUGAAGAAAAUGUCACUAGCAAGUGCAAAACUGUCUCUGUUGGACUGGACAGAAGGGGGUGUAGAGGAGCGUCAAUCUGAACACCUGAAGUUUUCAGAAGUGCCCAGACUGGCGAGCAGCGACCCCCGAAGCUGGCUCAACCCCACUUUGCAAGCAGCAAGCCCUGGGUACGCGCCAUACCCCUCCACUGGCGGGUCGGUGUCGGCAUUAUUCCACCACGAAUCCAUGGAAGAGGACUUUGAAAAGAUGAUCACCGGCAGCAAGGUGUCAGGCACCACGACCCUAACUGAGCAAAACCUAACGCCUUUCACCGGCCCGCAGAAGCACAGGAGGGUCGCGGCUAAUGCAAGAGAGAGGCGGAGGAUGCAUGGUCUCAACCGGGCUUUCGACCAGCUGAGAAGCGUCAUCCCGUCCAUGGAAAACGAGAAGAAGCUGUCCAAGUACGACACCUUGCAAAUGGCGCAGAUCUACAUCAACGAACUGUCAGAGCUGCUGGACAACGUGAACGAAAGCGAGUGCAGCAGCCCCGGGACACAGGGGAGAAGAUGCAACGUGCAGCAAACCUGCUUCCCGGGAGGGGUUGGGGGGCUCGGCGGGAGCUUCCCGCGGGAUCCCCCGACUUCUUCUGCCAGGUUUUCCCAAGAUAACCCAUCACCAGCCGGACACUUGAUCAUCCUUUCUAACCCCAAAUCCGGAUUGGGGAAUGACAGCAAUUGCAAGACGAGCUCGUCCAACGGCAGUGAUGGAGAGUCUUCCCAUUUCAGUGACUGCGACGAGGGGCACACAGACAGACAUUAGACCGGGCACACAGGGUCCGUUUCUGUCAACUGCAGUCCCGUGGACUGUGAUGGGCUGGCGCUGGUGGGACAAAGUUAACCAGCCCGACAAAUGUGUGGUAGAAUGGAUUAAACUAAACUUUGUUUUAUUGUACGACGUCCAAGUGCUAAAAAAAUAUGUUUAAAAAGCCUUUACAUGUAUGUAAGAAAGGUGAACGUUUGCUAAAUUCGAGGCAGCGAUUAAUUCUAGCAACAGCUAAAAUAAAGCAUCGUUUAUUCUCAUUAUUAACAACCAAAAUACGCCCAACUCAGGAUCUGAGAUGGGGAUUGACAGUCCUACCCACUCAGCUAGAAACUUUUAGUUUUUCUUUAUGAAAUGUAACUUUUGUAUACAUAGAGCCAUGUAACCUUUAUACACACUUUAUAUAUUUCAACUUAUAAUGUUAAUUGUAAAUUGGGGAGGGGGGUGGUUUUAAAGCACAUGCCCAUUAACUAUGUAACACUCAACAGAGCUAAAUUGAGAGACACUAAAGGAAAUGUAAUUCAUUAAAAGCCUUGUGUGUAGGUGUGUUGCUUUUGGAAAACAACAAAAAAAUGAAUUAUGAGAAAAUACAGUUCACUCGCAAAAUGUAAGCUGUUUUUCCAUUACAUUAUACAUAUUCUCCUUACUUUUUCCCUAUUUUUGACAUAAUAUAGUGUUGUUGUUUGUUGUUUGUUGUUUAAUAAACAGUGUAAUUUAUAUUUUUUAUUAAAUCCGGGAGAGGUACAGUAGUUGCACUUUAAGAACAGUCUGUAGAUGUUGGGAGGAAUCCUCACAGAUCGGUCUUUUAGAUCUUAUAUAUUGCUUCAUUUGUAUUUUUGA